GCCACACAGUUUCCUUCAUCGACUACUAGAGUAUAGAAGAGCGGCCGCCAGUCAGUCAAAAGAUUUCGGUUUUCUUCUUGUUCAACUUCGUCGUCCAUCAACAUCGGCUGGCUGAUGGUUGAGGUCGUUCUUUUUUUUUCUUAUAUUCGACGAAAAAUAUACGCGGACCGUUCGGGUGAGAAGAGCGUUGAAAAGUGUGUAAAAUCAUCCAGGGAUCGGAUCGGAGGGAAAAUACGAUUCUUUUGGAACAUUAGCGGAUCUGGUGGUGGAUUGCGUGUGGAAUAAUGGUGGCGAUUUGACGAUCGCUGAAAGUGCGUACGGUACGGGUUCCGGAAUCCAAUCUCAAUCCCGAUAUUUAGCUGGUGGAAUUUUUGAGGUGUGAAAUAAUAACACAUCGGGAGGCUGUGCCUGCUGUAAAUGUGUAGUUUUGCGUGUGUGACAAAUAUAAGUGUAGUUCCGGACGAUGAGAAAAGCUAGAAAAGCGAAAAGUAUUGUGGAAAGUCUUGACGCAAUAACACACGUUGAAGAUCCCCCACUCGGCAACGAGUCGACGAAGAAGAAGAAAAUGGUGCUACGGUAGUGUUGGUGUGUGUAUUAGUAGAAAGAUAUAAAUUUUGCAUCGGGCAGCUACAGAAGUGAUAAGAAUGUGUGAAUGUUUGAAAACAACUAGUGAUCACAACUGGUUCUAUGGAUUGUACGAAAAAGAUAAUGCACCAGAACGUCCAAGCGCAGAACUAAGAUAAAAACUUACCGCAAAUCAUCAGUUGCGCUUUCCUUGGAACACACACGUCGGACAGACGCCGAACAAGUUUCCUUCAGAAGAAACCGCAAACCUUCCGUCCAAUCUACAUCAAUAUCGGACGGGCAGCGUGUGUUCCUGAAAGCAAAUUUUCGACGAUAAUCAAAUUGUCGAAGCAAGAAAAAAAACUAUAAUUGCCUGCUAACGAAUCCACACGUCUUCCGCACGUUACAAUUGCGUUGUUAUAUGAGGUGGCAAGCGAAACCGCAAGUUUUUCCUCGAUGAGUCAGUAUUCUUCACACAAAUUUGAUGACGUUACGUGCAGCGGACCGAGACCACCAGUGCCAGGAGAGGAAAGCCGCCGGAAGGUGAGCUCCAGCGAAUGGUCCAAGUUUGAAGCGCACUCGAUCCGAUCCGGUUCCUCGUCGUCCUUCCAGAUGACCGACAGCCUCCAUCGGGACAAGUCGCGCGAUUCUCCGCCGGCCUAUUACCGAUGGGCGGACAAGCUUACAAACCUGCUUGAAGAUGCGGACGGAGCGGAGUUGUUCAAGCGCUUCGUUGAACUCGAAGGUGAAGAGCACUCGAGCAGGCUCAAGUUCUACUUUGCCUGCGAGGGUCUCAAGCAACUCAGCGAUCCCGAAAAGGUGACACAAACGAUUGGUGCAAUAUACCGGCGGUUCCUGAAGCGGGUACCUCGGGAAUCGAAGCUGUACUGUAACGACCAGAUUCGGAACACGAUCAAGGCUGGACUGAAGAAUGAGAUGAUCCUCACGCCGGACAUCUUCGAUCAAAUGCAAGCGGACGUGGCAGCUAUCAUAAGUACUACGACCUACCCAAACUUCCUCCAGUCGGAUCUGUACAUACAGUAUGUUCAGAAUAUGCAAUUUGGCAGCGGCAGUGGUAGCGGUGGGGCCAGCUGUAUAAGUCUUCCAGCCGGUAUUCCAGCAGCCGGACCGAGUUCCGUUGCGGCGCCCGGUGCGCUCUCGUCCCUAACCAGCAGCAGUUCCACUUCGGAGCUGAUAUCGCAUAGUUCCUCCGCCUUGCCAACCCUGCAUGAAGACUCCGAACUAGUCAAUGCCGAUUCGAUCGAGCAGCUGUACGGUGCUACGGGGCCCGUUGUAGCGGCCAGUAACAUUUCGUUUACCUCCGGAGUGAGCGGCAGUGGUAGCAGUAGCGGUAGUAAUCUGGCGCCCGGUAACAAACCGGCCAUGACGCUGACCAAGGAUGCGCUGAUAGCGACGCAGAAGCGAAGGCUCGAAAUGAGGCCGCCAGGACCGCACGGAUUCUCCGUUUACACCAAGUAUGCAUCCUACAAUCCGGUCUCGCGUCGAGACUCGGAACUGGCCAGUCUCAGCUCGGGGCGGACCGAUUCCGAUAAGGUGUCCCUCCCGACUAGCACAUCCGCUGACGGACGACCUCACUCUCAGAGUAAGCAUCACUACCGGCAUCACACAUCGAUCGAGCGAAGACUGAUGAACGAAAAUGCCAUUGCCAAUGAGGAACCGGAUGCGUUUGCUAUCAUUCCUCGAACUCACCGGCAAUUUCAGAAACCUUUACCUCCGGACCAAUUUGUGUCUGUUCUCACCAGUAAGCUGAAGAUGGUCCAGCAGGAACGGGAGAACAAAGAACUGCUCAGUAAAAAGCUCCAAGAGAUUGAACAAUCCGACAAAUCGCAAAGCAAUAAAUUCUUCGCCGAUGCCAUCCGACAGAAGCUGCAAGUGGAAGACGACAGCGAUCAGGACAUCCUCGACAAGCACGUUUCGAGGGUGUGGUCAGACCUGACGCCCAGUCGAUCGCCCGGCACGAUGUCCCCUUGCCCGAACAUCAGCCGGGCAAGGCGACACGAGGUGGGCGGCUUCGGUGGUGGUUCAAUGAGCGCACAAUCUUCUAUGCGACACUCGAAAUCGAUGCCCGAGGGACACCCAAUGGGUUUGAUGGGGCCCCCGGCGCAACCUCGGAGACUCAACAACAAGUGGCCUUCAGUGUACACCGACAGCGGGAUCAGUUUACUCUCUACGGAUACGCUUACCAAGUCCAGCAAUGCGGACAUGCAAAGUGCUAGCACAAGCAGUUCUCGGCCCCUGUCGCGGACCAUGCAUGCCGAUAUGUCCCUCACGAAUACUGCCACCCUGCUACAGGAAUCCAGUCGGCGGUUGGAUGAUGAACCGCGGAGAUCCAAGCGGUAUCAGCAUCCGCUGCCGCCGCCCCCGUUGCCACCACCUGCCGCAUCGCUUCCCCUCGUGCCACCACCAAUACCUGCCAAACCGUCGAGCACCAGCGCCGCUUCCGAGUUCACCGUCGUCGUGUACUCGUUCUGCGACGAGGAGGUGCCCUACCGGAUAAAGAUCCCCGGAUCGCAGCCGCCGACGCUCAAACAGUUCAAGGACUACCUCCCGAAGAAGGGCAACUAUCGAUUUUUCUUCAAAACGCGGUGCGACGAUCUGGACAGCCCGGUGAUCCAAGAAGAGAUCAACAACGACGGUGAAAUGUUGCCCCUGUUUGAGGGCAAAGUGAUGGGAACGGUGAAACCGUUAGACUGAAUCCACAUCCACCAUAACCCUAGCUGGCACGCUAUGUCGAUCAACGUGGGAUCAACCGAACAACAAACUUCAAGGGAGUUUGUUCGCUGUUUGGUGCUGAACAGGAAACAUAUGACCACCUGCUGCAAUUUUCCGUCGAAACUUCCGUUAAUGCAAGCUUGUUUCUACUAAAUUUCUAACGAAACUGCCAAAAAUCUGUCGGCUUACAUCGUAACGUAUUUGCAGAUUAGCAGGCAACGUGAUUUCUUCGCGAACUGUAACAAUCUCUUAAUCUUACAUUUAGGAACAGAAAACGUAAUUUUGAUUUUGUUUUAUCAAAUCGAGAACUCUUAUUUUGGCAUUGCCAGACUUAGGGCAUCUUCGUCAAUGUUACAAAUGGCAAGUUUUAUAGGUUUUUGAAACUCGCCAUACAAUUUGUAACUGUGCUGAAGGUGGUCUUAAGUUCCAAAAGAAAAAAUUGUUAUACCUUAGAUUCAUUAUCUAUCAUUCAGCGGUGGCACCAAAAUCGCAACUUUAAAAGUGCCUUUUACAAAACGUGCGAACACGACUUAACAUAUUAACCAUGUGUUAACUCGUGUCCGGGAAAUAACGAAAGUGUUCACAAAUGUAGAACGAUAAAGAGGAAUGAAUAAUUGUAAAUAAGCUAGAAUUUCUCUCCCAAAAUAUGUUUGUUGCGACAUCAAUCGAACCUUUAUUCGAGCGAUUGCCAUACGGGAACAGAUUCAACAGAAAUAGCAAUAUUAGGAACACCGUUAGCGACAACACCUUAGAAGCGCGAAACGUCGGAGAGAAUUGAAGUCUUGACAGUAUUUUUUUCUGUAGUUUAGCUAUGUUAGAUAUUGUUUUAGGUGCCGAACGAAAAAAAAAACGUUUCAGUGUUGUUCUCCUCAAGACGAAAAUAGUGUAAACAUUUUAUUUAUUGAACCAACUAUUUCUUCCCAAUCAAAUAAGAAUAUAUUUGAAAUACGUCGACAAUUAUUGCUUUGUAGAAUUUGUGUACAGGAAAUAAUCUUGCCGUCUCUGGAGGCAAGAUGUUAGAUAUUUUAAUGCUUCCAACCAUCUUUCGUUUGUUUCACUUGCAAUUACCUAGAAUCGAUUAUAUAACUGAAAGUUUACAUUUAGCAACACAAUUUCGAAAUUACUGAUUUACGAAGACAACAAAAAAUCGAAACCCCAUAGCUGCAUAUGAAAUUCGAUCGCUAGGAUAAAACCCAUAUAUAUUUAUACAUGUAAAAAAAGAAAA
Molecule: messenger RNA, 4522 nt
Organism: Aedes aegypti (yellow fever mosquito)
Lineage: Eukaryota; Metazoa; Arthropoda; Insecta; Diptera; Culicidae
Gene: Axn
Product: axin
Exons: 10
Coding region: 1021-3279 (752 amino acids)
Biological process (GO): negative regulation of canonical Wnt signaling pathway
Source: RefSeq, a predicted model, not a curated record